GUGUCCUUAAAGGCAGCAUAUGGCAGUCCAGAGAGGAUGCAGCCCAGAACAACGGACAAGUACAGCUGUGGGUCCAGACUGACAAAACCCACCUAAAUGGUCUUAAAUUCUGGACUUUCUUAAUCCAGAACCAACCCGCUCUUUACUUUGUUCCGAACCCAACCGGACGAAGACUUCCAAACGUCGCUUUUGGACAAUGGAUUCUCACGUCCUCAACAUCCGCAUGAAUCACAGGCUCCAACCGGGCAUCGGCUUCGGUUCCGGGCCGACAGGGACCCUCCGCUCGUCGUCCCUCCGGCCCGGCGUUACGGUGCCUAUCCCGCCGCUCCUGUCCUCCCCGGCUUCCCUCGCUGUCUCCUCGGGGCCUCCGCCUCCGCCGCCGCCGCUGCAGCUCCACAGCCUCUACGGCGGAGUCGCCGGAGUUGGAGCCGGCCUGGGUCCCUCCGUCCCCGGCCAAUGCAACCCUGGGAACCCGGCGGUGCUGAAGGAGGCGGUGGAGGCUGUGGUCCGCAGCUUUGCCAAACACACUCAGGGCUACGGGAGAGUCAACGUGGUGGAGGCCCUGCAGGAGUUCUGGCAGAUGAAGCUUAGCCGAGGCGCUGACUUACGCAACGGAGCGCUGGUUGUUUACGAAAUGGUGCCGUCCAACAGUCCGCCGUAUAUCUGCUACGUGAGCCUCCCGGGAGGCAGCUGCUUCGGAAGCUUCCAAUUCUGUCCCACCAAGGCUGAAGCCAGGCGCAGCGCAGCCAAGAUCGCCCUCAUGAACUCUGUUUUUAACGAACACCCAUCCCGACGCAUCACAGACGAAUUCAUCGAGAAGAGCGUCAGCGAGGCUUUGGCAUCCUUCAACGGAAAUCGAGAGGAGGCUGACAAUCCAAACACAGGAAUUGGGGCGUUCCGCUUCAUGUUGGAAUCCAACAAAGGAAAAUCAAUGCUGGAGUUUCAGGAGCUGAUGACAGUUUUCCAGCUCCUCCACUGGAACGGAAGCCUGAAAGCCAUGAGGGAACGCCAGUGUUCCCGUCAGGAAGUGCUUGCUCACUACUCCCACCGGGCGCUGGAUGACGACAUGCGCACCCAGAUGGCGGCCGACUGGGUGAACCGGGAGCAGAGUGUAGCCAGCACCAUCGCCCAGGAGCUGGCGUCCACCGAGCGCGAGCUGGAGGAGGCCAGGCUGGCCGGGCGAGAGCUGCGCUUCUACAAGGAGAAGAAGGACAUCCUGAUGUUAGCUGUGGGCCAGCUCAACGCCGCUAACGCCGCCACGCUGCCCGCGCACUAAAAACGCCUCCUGCCGCCAAAAAAGCCACGAUUGCUUGUUACCUUUUUGGUGCCUCGUCAUUACAAAAUGCGCUUUUUUUUCCUUGUCAAAUUGCCGCACCAGCUGGCUGGAGUUUACAUGUUGUCUUGCCUCACAGCUGCUUUUUCAUCUGGGAAUGUGCGAGGCCAUCAAAACUAUUUAGUGCUCAUUUCUGUGUUUUUUAUUAGCGUGGAAGAGAAAUGCGCAGGAUUGUGCAUCAUAAUAUGGGUGUGUGCAUCAGAAUGUACGUUUUCCCAGUCCACCGAAGGACCUAAAAACAUGUUGUUCCAGCAAUUUAGACUGUUGACUUCUCCGGUCACAAGGUUUUUAUUUGACUUGUUUGCUUUGAGCAAGUGCGUCACGUGCGAGUCAAUUAAGUCAACACAACACACGCGGCAGUGUAACAGAGCUGUAGCGCUUCAAUGCUCUAAAUGUGAUGAACCCACAUUUCCUUGCUUGUUUGGACUGUUUUGUUGAAUGAGUUGAUGUGGGCAUGAGUAUUGCUGGUUGAACAGCAGCAGGCUUCAAAGUUGGAUUAAUGCAGAAAUGCAUAUUUUAAAAAAAGAGCAAAAAGCACAGUAAAUGCUCAAUCUUUAUAUGGUGUUUAUAAUGGUGCCUUUACAAACAUGGUAGCAGGCGUACUUGCUUGAAUCCCUUUUCCCCUCCCAUUUCCUUUAAUAAAACCGUGCCACUAUUCAGUUGAAUCCAAUGUUACUGAGGAGCAGCAGUUGAAAUAUGCCUGCAAGUCAUUUGGUCACCAUAGCAAAACGCUUCGAAGUUCAAAUGGCGCCGUGAACAAUAGACCAUUCAUGUGCUGUAAUGCUCACUUUAACCUCAAUUUGGCAGCUCUGUUUAUAUCCCGGGCCUGCCUUUCAUUCCCAUGACUUUACUAUUGUAUGUCUUUUUUUUUUAAACAUAAGCCAUCUUUCUGAGAAAUACAUUCAUGUGUGAUCCUUAUAUUGAGGGCUUUUAACACAAAACAUUUUGCCUUGGGUGCAUAGUAUUUCUAUUACGUCAUCUUAUCCAAACAGUAUUUUGGUGUUUGUAAAGAACGUAUCCAGGUCAUUGUGUGUAUUUUUAUGAGUGUUUUGUAUUCAAUGUUUAUACAUUUAGUAGAUUUAUAUAAUAAAUAAAAU
Messenger RNA from Entelurus aequoreus (snake pipefish), 2430 nucleotides. It is a transcript of the gene lix1l, whose product is annotated as limb and CNS expressed 1 like. Gene Ontology annotation, biological process: autophagosome maturation. Gene Ontology annotation, cellular component: cytoplasm. The transcript is spliced from 6 exons. The record is from RefSeq and is a predicted model, not a curated record. Lineage: Eukaryota; Metazoa; Chordata; Actinopteri; Syngnathiformes; Syngnathidae. Bases 197 to 1276 code for a protein of 359 amino acids.